GGAAAACCACUAGACCAGAUUUGUCAAGUUUUCAGACUGGCUGACAACGAGUACCUUUCAUGACUGUUCGUAGGUUGGAUUUUUUUCCCCAGAGUUUCAGCAUGUCCCUGCUACGUUUUGCACCGUCCAUCAUUACAAUACUGGUGGCAUGUUGUUAUGCACUUGAGUUUGAAUCAUUAAACAACAUCAAGACCCAAACAAGUCCUGAUGACCAAGCUAAGGCUGUGACUGCUCUGAUAAAGAGACUUAUUCCAGACCAAGCCGCAGCAUUCACAGUGGUAGUAAACUCGUCCAUAGGACCUCCAAAUCUUGACACAUUUGAGAUCAAGUCUCAUGAUAAUAAGGUUAGCAUCACUGGUACUACGGGCGUGGCUGCAGCAUGGGGCUUUCAUCAUUAUUUGAAACAUUACUGUGGUUGUCAUAUCUCCUGGGCUGGGAACCAGUUGAAUAUUCCAUCCACUCUGCCUACGGUUAAGCCAGCUCUGAAGAUUACCAGUCCAAACAGAUUUCGGUAUUAUCAGAAUGUGUGCACUGUCAGCUACUCCUUUGCCUGGUGGAACUGGACGCGAUGGGAGAGAGAAAUUGAUUGGAUGGCUAUGAAUGGAAUUAACUUACCUCUAGCAUUUAAUGCCCAGGAAGCUAUUUGGCAGAAAGUCUACCUCAACAUGGGUUUCACUCAGAAAGAUCUGGAUACACACUUUGGAGGUCCAGCUUUCUUGGCAUGGACACGUAUUGGUAACAUCCAUGGCUGGGGUGGACCUCUAACACCAUCCUGGCAUGCUAAUCAGAUCAAAUUACAGCAUCAGAUCUUGAAGAGAAUGAGAGAUCUGGGUAUGACACCUGUCCUGCCGGCAUUUGCUGGACAUGUCCCUGAUGCCACCAUUAGGUUGUUUCCCAAAGCCAAUAUCAUCAAUGGUAGCAUUUGGGGGAAAUUCAGCAAGGAUCGUCAGUAUUGCUGUACUAAGUUCUUGGUGCCUUCUGACCCUCUCUUCAAGAGGAUUGGCAAAACUUUUAUUGAAACAAUGAUGGCAGAGUUUAAUGGCACUGAUCAUGUCUACAAUGCAGACCUGUUCAAUGAGAUGAACCCUGUUUCAAAUGAUCUUGGAUACCUUGCCAGUGCAAGUCGAGGAGUUUAUGAGACCAUCAUUUCAGCUGAUCCAAAGGGCAUUUGGCUGAUGCAAGGCUGGCUGUUUACCUCAAAUGGUUUCUGGUUCAAGGAACAAAUAAAAGCUCAUCUGACAGCAGUACCUUUGGGUCGCCUGAUUAUUUUGGAUCUAGCAUCUGACAUUUUACCAGUGUUUGACCGAACCAACUCGUUCUAUGGUCAGCCAUUUAUCUGGUGUAUGCUGCACAAUUUUGGAGGAAAUCAUGGACUAUACGGUCGGCUGGAUUAUGUCAAUAAGGCAGUAUUUGCCAGCAGGAUGUUCCCUGGCUCCACCAUGGUGGGUACCGGUCUCACUCCAGAAGGCAUUGAGCAAAACGAUGUGAUGUACGGCUUCAUGAAUGACUUAACCUGGCGCACACAGCCUGUUAAUGUGACAGCAUGGAUCGACUCUUAUGCUGUGAGACGUUAUGGGAAGUUUACUCAGCAAACACAAAGAGCUUGGAGGAUUCUUAAAGAUACCAUCUACAACUCCAUGGAAAACACUAAAGAACAUAAUCGUAAUGCCUUAGUGAUGCGACCAUCACUGACCAUUGAUCCAGAUGUGUGGUAUGAUUGGAAGGAAGUUGCUGAGGCAUGGCCACUCAUGAUAAAUGCAGCCACAGAUCUUGGUACCAGUCUACUCUACAGAUAUGACCUUGUGGAUAUUGGUCGGCAAGUAUUGCAGGAUAUCGCCAUGGUAACCUAUGCAGAAUUCCUAACUUUUAUCCACAUGAAUAAGAAAACAUUAGCCAGUCUUUGUCUGGAGAAGUUUCUCGAUAUUUUGCUGGACAUGGAUACUCUCUUAGCAACAGAUUCUCAUUGGUUACUAGGCAACUGGAUUCAGUCAGCCAAGGCCUUAGGCACAUCCAUUAAGGAGCAGAAAUGGUUGGAGUACAAUGCACGGAAUCAAAUCACAAUUUGGGGACCUCAUGCAGAAAUCAAUGAUUAUGCUAACAAGCAGUGGGCUGGACUCAUGAAGUCCUACUACCAUCGAAGGUGGAGCCUAUUUGCAUUUGAAUUUGAGCAUGCACAUCAGUUGUGGAACCAGACUAGAUUUAAUGAACUGUGCUUGAAUACGAUUGAGAUUCCUUGGACCUAUAAUACAUCAGACUAUACGACUGUACCCAUUGGUGAUUCUAUCAAGGUUUCACAUUUCUUGUUUGAGAAGUACAAGGAGGACAUCUGGUCAGGCAGAGAUGGCAUCGUUCAAGUUUUCGAUGUCAGUGGCCAGAGAUUUCAGAGGGCAAAGAGAUAUCCUCCACAAUAACCAGAAAUUCUGCUUGAUAGUACUGGGAAUAAGUUGAUAAACACAGACUAAAUGUUUCAAAUUGGUUGUUCUGUCUCGAUGUUCAGUAAGCCAUAUAAUCUAUUAUUUUGCCAAAGCGUUGUAGGUUGAAUUGGGACAGCAUGAAAGAAAUACAUGCAUGACCACAUGACUCAGAUAAAAAGUUCUGUUUUAUCCCUGUCUGCCCCACCAUACUUUGUGCCGUGGUGUUCUAAGCUUUUACAUCUAAUUUCUUUUAAAUUUAUUUUUUUUAUUUAUUUCCAAUGUAAUUAUUUUUUAAAAUUUGGAUGUGCUGGAGGGGGGGGGUUGAUUUUGUAUGUAUUAAUUUCUUGUUCCAGCAUAUUAAAUUAUAGGUUUCAAUUUGUUUAUUGUGACUCUCUUUUGGGGUUUACCAUCUCAUGCUUACUGUGAUUGACUGAUUUAUUUAUUGCAGUUGUGUAUUUUAUCUAUAUCCUUUUAUAUGUUUUUCAAUUUAAUUGUUUUUUUUAGUGUUCCACUUCAAGUUUGGAUUGACAAGCUUUCGGGUCUUAGAGUUUAAGUAUACUUUUGUCAUUCCUGGCCAACUUGGAGUGGGUUGUCCCUGUUAUUUGUAAUGUUCUUUUGUUUAGUCCAUUGAUUUUCAUGUUUGUUGAAUAUUGCCCUACCAGUAUCUGUUCUGAAUGGCGGAAUAAAUAAUAAUAAUAAUAAUAACCUGCAUUUUUUUGUACUUAAAAGUUAAAUUUUGCAUAACAGCUAACUGGUUAAUUUCAAGAUAUCAAUCUGUUUGGCACUUCAUGAGGUUAACAAUUUACCUUGAACCUUUGUGAUAUAACUCAAAAUGCUCUUGUAAAUAAUUCAUUAAUUCAAAGGCUGUAUUUUUCAUUCUUUUGCAAGUGUUUCUAUACAAAUGAGUUUGUGUGGUCUUUAUCUGAACCUACUUAUCACUGUUUUCAAGUAUUUACUUUGAUUUUCAACAUUUUCAAUGUUAAACUCAUAAGUCCAUUUUCCAUAUACACUUAUUGCCAUAAACUAUAUUUUUAUUUAUAAAGACUAAUACUUUAACAUUUUUUCCAAUAAAAUUGUGCCUAUAGUUGCAGUA
Acanthaster planci (crown-of-thorns starfish) is the source of this 3507-nucleotide messenger RNA. RefSeq names its product alpha-N-acetylglucosaminidase-like. The record is from RefSeq and is a predicted model, not a curated record. NCBI's taxonomy places the organism in Eukaryota, Metazoa, Echinodermata, Asteroidea, Valvatida, Acanthasteridae.